Messenger RNA from Hemiscyllium ocellatum (epaulette shark), 7185 nucleotides. RefSeq names its product zinc finger protein 271-like. Lineage: Eukaryota; Metazoa; Chordata; Chondrichthyes; Orectolobiformes; Hemiscylliidae. Bases 598 to 3435 code for a protein of 945 amino acids. The record is from RefSeq and is a predicted model, not a curated record. The transcript has 7 exons.
GGACUGAAACCCAAGUGAGGAGAUGGAUUGAAUCAAAUGCCUUUUAGAAGACGAUGUGGACCACAUUCACAGCAUUGCUCUCAUCAACUUUCAUGGUAGUCUCAUCAAAAAACACCAAAGGAUUUCACCGUACUACACCAGAUAAUACAGAGAGGAUAGACUCUGCACAUAGAUCCUGAUCAUCACCCAAGGAACAACUGCACAACUGCAGGAAGACAGCUAGUCCCCUCACAGCAUUGCUCAACACAGAGGAGGUUGGGCAGUGAAACUAUCAUCUGGAAAUCGGUCGGGUCAGGGGAGCUUUGACACAUCGUCAGAUCUGAAACUGGUCAGUGGUCUGGAGCCUUCCACCAGAACCAACCUUUCUCAGGGUUCGGUUGUGGGUGAUCGGUCAGGGUGAGGCUGGGAAGAAGUGUGAGUGGCUCCAAGUGUGAUGAGAGCUUCAGUUAUUCAUUUAUCCUCAAGAAUCACUGACUCAUUUCUACAGGAGGAGGAGCCUGUUCAAGUGUGAAGUGUGUGAGGAGGAUUCCACGGGAUUAUAAGAUCUAAUGUCACACACACUGCGUCUGUUGUACACUUGAGAGCACAACAAUAACAAUGGAAGAGACAGCCUUCAAGUGCGAGGAAAGUGAUGAAGACUUUGCACACUCAUCAAUGAUUGUGCAUCCACAACACAUUCACAUUGGAGAAAAGCCAUUCAGUUGUGAAAUGUGUAACCAGGAUUUUGUACAGUUAUCAGACCUCGUGAAUCACCAGCGCAUUCACACAGGGAAAAAAGCAUUCAUAUGCGAGGUAUGUGACAAAUCGUUCUCACAGUCAUCGAAGUUUCUCAUGCACCAACACACUCACACAGGGGAGAAACCAUUCACAUGUGAGGUGUGUAUCAAAUCUUUCUCUGAUUCAUCAUAUCUCCGCAGACAUCAACGCACCCACACUGGAGAGAAACCAUUCACAUGUGAGGUGUGUGAUAAAUCAUUCUCCCAGUCAGGGAACCUUCACAUACACCGACGUAUUCACACGGGAGAGAAACCAUUCAGCUGUGAAGUGUGUGACAAGUCUUUCUCUCACUCAUCGCUCCUCCGUGUGCACCAACGCAUUCACACAGGGGAGAAACCAUUCACGUGUGAAGUGUGUGACAAAUCAUUCUCUGAUUCAUCAGCCCUUCGCAGACACCAGCGCAUUCACACAGGAGAGAAACCAUUCAUAUGUGAGGUAUGUGACAAAGCAUUCUCCAGGUCGUCAAGUCUCCUACUUCAUCAGAGGAUCCACACAAGGCAGAAACCGUUUAUGUGUGAGAUUUGUGACAAAUCAUUUUCAGCCGCAUCAAGUCUCCGUGCACACCAACGGAUUCACACAGGGGAGAAACUGUUCAAGUUGGACAUUGAGGGAGAAGAUCAGGAUGAAGUCAGAUUCUCCUCCAUUCCACCAGUCAGUUUCCCAAGCUUCAGGAAGCUGAUGUUGCUCCAGAAAUAUUUCAGCAGCAAGAUGCAGAAGGGAAGCUACAUGGAAGAGAAACCCUUCAAGUGUGAAGUAUGUCACCAAGGUUUUGCACGAUCAGCAACACUCAGAAAUCACCAACGUAUUCACACUGGAGAGAAACCUUUCAAGUGUGAAGUGUGUAACAAAGGCUUUGCACAAUUAUCAGGCCUCGUGAAUCACCGGGCAAUCCACACGGGUCAGAAACCCUUCAUCUGCAAGGUAUGUGACAAAUCAUUCUUGCAGUCAUCAACCCUCCGCCGACACCAACGUAGUCACACUGGAGAGAAACCUUUUAUGUGUGAGGUGUGUGAGAAAUCAUUCUCCCAAUCAGGGAUCCUCCGCACACACCAACGCAUCCACACAGGAGAGAAACUCUUCAAGUGUCAGGUGUGUGAAAAAUCAUUCUCAGACUCAUCAAGACUCCUGCUUCAUCACAGGAUUCACACAGGGGAGAAACCAUUUGUAUGUGAUGUGUGUGAGAAAUCUUUCACACAGUCAUCUACGCUCCAUAAACACCAACGCAUUCACACGGGGGAGAGACCGUUUAGGUGUGAGGUGUGUAACAAAUCCUUCUCACGGUCACAAAAUCUCCGUGCACACCGACGUAUUCACACAGGGGAGAAACCGUUCAGGUGUGAUGUAUGUCACCAGGAUUUUGCACAAUUGUCAGGCCUCGUGAAUCAUCGGCCUGUUCACACAGGGGAGAAGCCCUUCACAUGUGAGGUAUGCGCUAAGUCAUUCCCGCAAUCAUCAACCCUCCUUGUUCACCAACGCAUUCACACUGGGGAGAAACCAUUCAAGUGUGAGGUGUGUGAGAAAACAUUCUCAAGGUCAUCAUACCUCCUACUCCAUCGGAGGGUUCACACGGGGGAGAAGCCCUUCACAUGUGAGGUGUGUGAUAAAUCGUUCUCACAGUCAUCGACCCUCCGCAAGCACCAACGUGUUCACACAAGGGAGAAACUGUUCAGAUGUACAAGUGACGGCUGCUCAAGUGUGAUCUGUGAAAGGAGGACUUCAUGGAUUCCCCUGUUCUUAAGAUCCCUUAAUGCACAAGAUGAAUUUAUUGAUGCAAUUCUCAUGGAAGAUAAACCAUUUACUUGUGAGGUGUGUGACAAGUCAUUCUUGUGCUCAUCUGACUUCCUUCGACACCAACUCAUUCACACAGGGGGGAAGCCGUUCACAUGUGAGUUGUGUGACAAAUCAUUCUCACGACCAUCAAACCUUCGCAGACAUCAACACAUUCACACAGGGGAGAAGCCAUUCACAUGUCAGGCAUGCAAGAAAUCAUUCUCACGGUUAUCAAACCUUAGCGCGCACCAACACAUUCACACAGGGGAGAAGCCAUUCCCAUGCCGGUUAUGCAGUAAAUCAUUCUCAAAUUCAUCGCAAUACCUCAUGCACCAACAUGUCCACACAAGAGAGGAAAUGUAUAUGUGCAAUGUGUGCAACAAAUCAUUCUCAACACCAUCAAAUCUUAGGGAACACCAGCGCAUUCACACAGGGGAGAAACCAUGUAGAUGUGAAGUUUGCGAUAAAGGGUUUUUAAACUUAUCGACCCUCCGCAGACACCAACGCAUUCACACAGGGGAGAAACCAUUCACCUGUGAGGUAUGCAAAGAAUCAUUCUCACAGUCAUCACACCUCCACACACACCAACGCAUCCACACAGGGGAGAAACCAUUCACAUGUGAGUUGUGUGACAAAUCGUUUUCACGAUUAUCAAUACUCCGCAAACACAAAUGCACUCAUACAGCAGAGAAACCCUAUCGAUGUGAGUUCUGUAAUAAAGCUUUCACACAUUUGUUGGACCUCUUGGAACAUCAGCGAACACAUACAGGAGACAAACCGUUCCAGUGUGAUGUGUGUCAGGAUUGUUUCACCUAUUCCUCCUCUCUCACCAUACACCGACGUCUGCACACAGACUUGAUGCCAGAUCACCUGCUUCCAUCACACUGAGAGCUGUCUGUGUUGUUUACCCUCCAAUGCUCACUUAUGGGGAGCUGCCAUUCCAAAACACUGUCUGUCUCAAACCUCUCCCACCAUCAGUCCAUUGUUUCCAAAAAGACAACUUAACCUGUGAGCAUCUCUCCAAAUAUCAAAAAGAAAAUAUUUCAAAGGAUUGUACUGUACUACAUCAGAGAAUACAAAGAGGAUAGACCUGCAGAUAUUUCCUGACUAUCAUCCAAGAAACAACUGCACAACCAACUGCACAACCUUGGGAAGAUUUCCAGUCCCUUCACAGCAUUGCUUAACACAGAAAAAGUUGGGUAGUGAAACCAUCAUCUGAAAAUUGGUCAGGUCAGGGGAGCUUUGACAUAUCAUCUGAUAUGAAACUGGUCAGUGGCGUGGAGCCUUCUGUCAGAACCAAUCUUUCUGAGGGUUCGGCUGUGGGUGAUUGGUCACGGUGAGACUGGGAAGAAGUGUGAGUGGACUGCAGUGUGGUGAGAGCUUCAGUCAUUUAUUGAGCCUUAUGAACUACUGACUCACUCCUGAAGAGGAGAAGCUGUUCGAGUGUGGGGAGAGCUGCACAGGAUUAUAAGAACCUCUAAUACACAAGGUACAUCCUUGAUCGGCCACAUGGAAGUAAAACCAUUUAAGAGUGAGGUGCAGGAUCAGGAUUUUAUACAGUCAUCAAUAAUUGUGAGAAACAAACACAUGCACACUGGGAAAGAGCCCAUCAGGUGUGAGGUGUGUAAUAAGUCCUUCUCAAAGUCAUCGGCCCUCCUUGUUCACCGGCGUAUUCACACCGGGGAGAAACCAUUCACAUGUGAGGUGUGUGACAAAUCAUUUUCGCAGUCAUCGAACCUCCGUGUGCACCAACGCAUCCAUACAGGAGAGAAACCAUUUACCUGCGAGGUAUGCAACAAAUCAUUCACACUAUCAUCAAACCUCAUGGUCCAUCAGACAAUCCACACAGGGGAGAAACCCUUCAAAUGUGAGGUUUGUGAUAAAGCUUUUGUGACAUCUACAAGGCUGCUAAGACACCAAAAGAUUCACACAGGGGAGAAACCUUUCAAAUGUGAGGUUUGUGAGAAGGCUUUCAUCCAAUCCUCCCAUCUCCUGAUGCAUCAAAGGAUUCACACAGGGGAGAAACCUUUCAAAUGUGAGGUGUGCGACCGAGCCUUUGGACAAUCAUCUCACCUCCUGCGGCAUCAUAAACUCCACACCAGAGAGAAUUUCCCCAAGUGCGAAGUGCGUAAGGAGGGAUUUGGACAAUUAUUAGACCGAGUAAAACAUCAACGCAUUCGCACUGAUGAGAAACCAUUCAUGCAUGAUGUUUGUGGCACUUCAUUUUCAGAGUCAUGGAAUCUCCAUGGACACCAAUGCAUUCACACAGGGGAGAAACCAUUCACUUGUGAGGUAUGUGAGAAAUCUUGCUUGCGGUCAUCAAAUCUCCAUGUACACCACAUGGGGGUGAAACUGUUCAUAUGCAAGAUGUGUCACAGAGCCUUUACACGGUUAUCAAACCUCCUGGUUCAUCAGACAAUCCAUGCAGGGCAGAAACUCUUCAAGUGUGAAGUUUGUGACCAAACGUUUGCGACAUCUAAAAGCCUCUUGAUACAUCAUCGAGUUCAUACAGGGGAGAAACCCUUCAUGUGUGAGAUAUGUAACAGGGGCUUUGCACAAUCUUCGGCCCUGGUGAUUCACCGACGCAUUCACACAAGGGAGAGUCCAUUCACAUGUGAGGUGUGUGAGAAAUCAUUUUCAAAGUUAACAAACCUUCGCCGACACAAACAAAUCCACACAUGGAGGAAAGCGUCAAGUGUGGGGUGUGUAAUGGAGAGUUUGGAUGAUCAUUGAACAUACGGAGGAACCAUUCAAUUCAAGAUAUGUGACAUUCCCAGAGUCACCAAGGCUUUGUGUCCACUAGCAGAUUCACACAGAAGGAACUGUUCUCAUGCAAGAUCUGUUCUUUCCACCCUCCCACAACACAAUUAUUAUGAUGGUUAGAAAUCCGCCAGUCACAUCAACACAUUUACACAGGAGAAAUCAUUCCUGUGAAAGGUUUGUGAUAAGUCCUUCUCGCAGUCUUUCAGUAAUAAAUAGUUCAUGGUUAGGUGUUAUCCUGGCUCACCACUCUGCCUCACCAUGUUCUCGUGAAGAUGCUCACUAUAAUCCUGUGAUCUGAUUCUGCACCUUUAAAUCUUCAGACUCCAUUCUUCCUCUGGAGAGGUGAGAGCCCAGUGAUACUUUGCCAGUAAUCCAGAACCCAAGGCUUAAUGUUCUCAGGGCAUGAGUUUGAAUCCCACCAUGGCAGAUGGUGAAACUUGAAUUCUGUUUUGAAAAAUCUGGAAUUAAUAACUCGCCUAAUAGUGAUCAUAUAAAUAUUGUCAAUUGUCAUUAAAACCCAUCUGGUUUACUAAUGCCCUGUCGGGAAGGAAAUAUACUGUGCUUGCCUGGUCUGGCCUAUGUGUGACUCCAGACCCACAGCAAUGUGCUUCAUUCUUAACUCCCCUUUAAAAUAUCCCAGCAAGCCACUUGGAUCAUGGGACAAUUAGGGAUCAACAAUAAAUGCCAGCCCAGCCAGCAAUCCCCACACUCCAUGAAUUAAUUUUUUUAAAAAAUCACCGAGAUUUUUAAUAGUCUACGAUGACUCAAUCCAGAGAGAAUCUGAGGACAGUUUCUGUGUCCUGGACAUUGUGCGUACUUUUUGAGUCCCAUCAAUUGUUCUCUGUCUGACUGACCAUGUUCCAAAAGCCUCUUGAUACAUCAUAAAGUUCAUAAGGGGAGAAACCCUUCAUGUGUGAGAUAUGUAAUAGGGGCUUUGCACAACCUUUGGCCCUGGUGAUUCACCGACGCAUUCACACAAGGGAGAGACCAUUCACAUGUGAGGUGCGUGAGAAAUCAUUUUCAAAGUUAACAAUACUUCUCCCUUGAGGGAGGUCUCAGUCUCGGGUGACAGCACCAAUCACCCCACCAACCUCGUCAUCUACAUUCAGUGUACUGACAAAUCCUGCAUGGUAUCUGGCACCUUGUACUUCCAUUUCAGAAUGCUUUAUUUGUAAAUAUAUGUAAAUAUAUAUGCAGAUUUCACUUGUAUUGUUUCAAUGGAUUGCAAUCAGGUGAUUCCUUGAGUAUGUAAUGCAGGCAUGCUGUAAAUGGCCCUUCAUAAGCUAGUUGAUCUUUUGUUAGACUGCAACAACCCUUUGUUAGACUCUGGUGGCAGUAUAUUAGAUUACACUGGUCAUUUAUUAGACUGCAGUGGUGAUUUAUUAAACUGUAAUGGCCCUAUAAUAGACUGAAAUGUUAAUUUAUUAGACUGCAAUGGCCCUCUAUUAGACUGUAAUUGCAACUUAUUAGGAUGUACAGUAAUAGCCCAUUACUAGACCACACUUGCCCUUUAAUACUCUGUAUUGGCCCUCUAUUAGACUGUAAUGGCCAUUUUUAAGACUAAUGGCUCUUUAUACAAGUGUCAUGGCCUUUUAAAAAAAUCUGUGUUGAUGUUUUUGUAUUUUUAUUGUGAUGCUUCUGUUGUUGUUCUAUGAAUAUAUAUAUUCAACACCAUUUAACGUGAGAAAUAAUAAUUACCUCCUCCUUAAGAAACUUUCGGACUGCAAAUGAUGAUUUCCCUUAAGGAUGGCACACCAAUUUAUUCUCAAGAUCUUUCCCACAGUAAUGAAAGAUAUUUCAACCAUCCCCCUAAUGUAAUAAUACAUGCAAUUAUUCCAUAAAUUGUUGUGAACAAUAUUUACUUCCUUUGUGGAU